AUGGCGCAGGACUUGGAAGAGAAAUUCCUCAAAUUUGGGCUUUCAGAAAAAGAAGAGGAAGGUCUGGAGAUAGCUGAUGCAGAUGUGGCGCCGACGGUUAGCGAAUGUAAGCUUAGCCUGUUGGGAAAGGUGUAUGGGGAUAAGAAGGCAAACUUUUAUGGCCUCAAAACCACGCUAGGGUCAAUCUGGACGACGAAACAUCCUUUUACUAUUAAGAGUCUGGGAGAUAAUAUCUUCCAAUUUCUUUUUCAAAUUGAGGAAGACAGAGACAAAAUUCUCACCAGCAAAACCUGGAGUUUCGAUGGACAGUACAUUCUGCUCAAACAAUGGGUGCCUGGUGAUACUGUAUUUAAGGAAGCGGAUGAGUACAUCAAAAUAUGGGUGCAAAUCCACAAUAUGCCCUUGCAUUGGAUUAGUGCUAGCACCGGGCUCAAAAUUGGGAGGCUCAUUGGGCUGCCUUUGGAUGUUCAACUACCAGGACCUUUCAGUCAUCAAGGCAAUCUCCUCAAAGUGCUGGUGAAAAUUCCAUUGAAAGGACCAAUUCUCGGAGGUAGUAAAAUCAAGCUGGGCAAUGAAAACAAAUGGGCGGAUUUUAGGUAUGAGAGUCUCCAAAGUUUUUAUUUUUAUUGUGGUCAUCUGGGUCACAGUGAUAAAAACUGUAUGACCAAAAAAGAGGAUGUCUUGAAAUAUUCUCUUAACUUAGGUCAGUAUGGUGAGUGGCUGAGGGUUAGCCCUCUUAAUAUCAGUGGUUUCUGGUCUAGUAGUGGUCCUCAGACUGAGAGUAAAUCUUCUGAUAGAAGAUCUGAUAGAGAGGAAGUGAAUGAUCAGGAGGGUAAUGGUGUAGGUGGUAGGAGUCAAGGGAGCCCAUUGGCUCUUGUUAAUUUUGUAAAACCAACUGGGGUUGGUUUGGAUAAAGUGGGGAGUUCUAUAGAUGAGAGCAGUUUAAGAUCUCCUGGGGGGAAACACUCAAAUAGUCUCCAAUCUCUGGAAACUAUACCUGAAGAGUCUAAACUCGUUCCUUCUAAGUUGGUGGAGGUUGAUAUCCAGCAUGGGUCUAUAGGAGCUAGAGUCAGUCAGAGAAAACAAAAAAAACUUUUAAAAGAAAAACAAGGCUGGGGAAAGAACCUGUGA
Molecule: messenger RNA, 1131 nt
Organism: Striga hermonthica
Lineage: Eukaryota; Viridiplantae; Streptophyta; Magnoliopsida; Lamiales; Orobanchaceae
Source: the annotation of a GenBank genome assembly